Messenger RNA from Trichosurus vulpecula (common brushtail), 1372 nucleotides. RefSeq names its product chromosome 6 C11orf16 homolog (gene C6H11orf16). The transcript is spliced from 5 exons. The coding region runs from base 1 to 1311 and encodes 436 amino acids. Lineage: Eukaryota; Metazoa; Chordata; Mammalia; Diprotodontia; Phalangeridae. The record is from RefSeq and is a predicted model, not a curated record.
AUGGAAUCUUUAGCAGGGUCUGGGAUGCCUUCACUCAAGUACUGCAGUGUGACUACAGCCCAGAAGAGUCCCUGCUGUGUCAAUGCCUCUGUUCCCUGGAACACUCUCUCCACCUGUCCUCUCGUGCUCCAGGUUCCCUGUUUUAUCAGACAACCCUCCAUCGCAAGGUGUGCCUUGGGUCGGCCAGAUCUGCCCAGGACUGACCUACAAGGGAAGGGGCCGGGCCCACUGCAGGGACCAGAGGAUGGUGACACGUCAGUCCUUGCCAGAAGGGAAUCAGAUGGCUUUUACUACAGGGCUCAGAUAAAACAAACACCAGCGCGGGGGAGGCAGGGCAAACUCCUUGUGGAGUUUGAGGCCCCUCAUUCCACAGGACCAAAGCCCCCAGGCCCACUACAGAGCACAGCUCCAGAGGAAGUCAUCCAGCACUCCUGGGCCCUAGAGCACUCCCUACUGCCUGGAGACAAGGUUCUGGCACCCUGGGAACCAAAGCAGGAGAGAUAUGGGCCAGGCACUGUAGUGCAAGGCCUGGAGACCAGAGACCCUCAGAGAGCUUCAGAAGAUGAAGAAAUCACUGUCUGCUUUUGGAAUGGCAAGACGGUCAAAGUGCCCUUGGGAGUAGCCAUAUGGAUCCCCCCAGCCUGUUGGAAGAAGGCUGUGGAGAGGUUGCACAAGUCAUUAAACAGCAGUUGGCUGAAGUCUGCAGAGCAUCUUUGUACCAUCCCCUGGACUCCCCCCUGCCCUCUCCUGGGAUCUACCCUUGGGUAUACCAUGGAGGGGCUUUUUCUGGGCUCUUUCUUAUGCCCUCCCCAACAUCUUUACCCCCAGUCCCACAACCACUGUCCCUUGCUGCCUGGUGACUACCUCUGCUGUUCCUCAGCCUGCUGUACCUGGUGGCCUCUGACCAGGACAUUAGAGGCCACAACCGGGGACUACCCGGAGCCAGACCUAAAACCCCCAGCACAACUUCUGGAGCUGGACAAUCCCAGAGACAAAAAAGAGGCAGCUCAUGCUUCUGUGGAUGUUACUUCCUCCUCCUCCUCCUCCUCCUCCUCCUCCUCCUCCUCCUUCUCCUCUUCUUCCUAUUCCUUCUCUUCUGAAGAGGAAAAUUUGGGGAGUGAUCUAAAGAAAGUUCUUCCUCAAAGAAUUAUGGUGGACAGCACUGUCAACACUGACACCAGCCUUUUUGAGAAGCCCCUGAAACAGAAGGUCCUCAGCCCGCCUCGCUGGAAAUACUGGAAGAGAAAUGGCCUAGAACCCAGUCAUAGAAAGUCAGGUAAAGAGCUGCCGAGGAAACUUAUAGACACUUGAGACUCAAGAGUUGCUCUGCCCAGGUCCUUUCCACUGUCUGGAAUACCCCCUUCGGUACCAU